Molecule: messenger RNA, 3285 nt
Organism: Mytilus trossulus (common blue mussel)
Lineage: Eukaryota; Metazoa; Mollusca; Bivalvia; Mytilida; Mytilidae
Product: myotubularin-related protein 6-like
Exons: 15
Coding region: 94-2364 (756 amino acids)
Biological process (GO): phosphatidylinositol dephosphorylation
Cellular component (GO): membrane; cytoplasm
Molecular function (GO): phosphatidylinositol-3-phosphate phosphatase activity; metal ion binding; phosphatidylinositol-3,5-bisphosphate phosphatase activity
Source: RefSeq, a predicted model, not a curated record
UCCGGGAAGGAGGUGUCAUGGCGCUGAUGAUGUUGAAAAAAUCUGAGACAUAAAAUCCAUAUUUUACUAAGAAACAAAAGUCUGUCAGUCGACAUGGACUUUAUUAAAACCCCAAAGACUGCCGAUGAGUUUAAGGAAAUUAUGGUUGAUAAUGUCAAGCUUCUAGAAAGAUACAAUGCACGGAAAUCAACACUUGGAACCCUCUAUCUGACGACAACACAUUUGAUAUUUGUUGACGCCCAAGGCAAGAAAGAGACAUGGGUACUCCAUAUGCACAUGUCUACAAUAGAUAGGUUACCCUUGACAACAGGAGGAUCACCGCUACAGAUAAGAUGUAAAGAUUUUCGUUGUGUGACAUUCGUAAUACCUCGUGAUAGAGACUGCCAGGAUAUCACUGAGUCAUUACAGCAACUAUCACAACCAAGUAAUAUUGAAUCCCUAUAUGCAUUUGACUUUAGUUUGAAUGAUGACAUUCCAAAGUCGUUUGGGUGGCACCUGUAUGAUACAGACACAGAAUAUCUACGUAUGGGUGUACCUAGUACCCAUUGGGCACUCACUAAUAUGAAUAAAAGCUAUGAAAUCUGUGAUACUUAUCCAAGAAAUUUAUAUGUCCCAGCUAGCGCUACAACACCUAUUCUUGUCGGAAGUUCAAAGUUCAGAAGUCGUGGAAGAUUACCAGUAUUAUCAUAUCUUAACAGAUCUAACCAGGCUGCGAUAUGCAGAUGUAGUCAGCCAUUGGCAGGAUUCAGUGCAAGAUGUGUUGAAGAUGAACAAAUGUUACAUGCAAUUCUCAAAGCUAAUCCAAAGUCAAAAUACAUGUAUGUUGUGGACACCCGGCCUAAGAUAAAUGCUAUGGCUAACAAGGCUGCAGGGAAAGGCUUUGAGAAUGAGAAUUAUUAUUCUGAUAUCAAGUUUUAUUUCUGUGGAAUAGAAAAUAUACAUGUGAUGAGGAACAGUCUACAAAAACUUAUAGAUUUAUGUGAGAUGAGAAAUCCAACGAUGAGUUCGUUCCUGACAGGACUUGAGUCGUGUGGGUGGUUAAAACAUAUCAAAUCUGUAUUGGAUACGGCAGUGUUUAUUGCAAAGGCAGUAAGAGAUGGAACAAGUGUAUUGGUCCAUUGUUCUGAUGGAUGGGACAGAACUGCACAAACUUGUUCCUUGUCGGGUCUUAUACUGGAUCCAUACUACAGAACUGUUCAAGGUUUUCAGGCACUGAUAGAGAAGGAAUGGUUAUCUUUUGGUCACAAGUUUACGGAUCGUUGUGGAUUACUUGGUACGGUAGAUUCAAAGGAAGUGUCACCAGUAUUUACACAGUUUAUAGAGAGUGUGUGGCAGCUAAUGCAGCAAUUUCCAUGUGCUUUCCAGUUCAACGACCGUUUCUUGAUCACGAUUCACGACCAUGUUUAUUCCUGUCAGUUUGGUACUUUUGUUGGAAACUGUGAAAAAGAUAGGCUAGAUUUACGGUUAUCUGAGAGAACUUAUUCAUUGUGGGGAUACAUAACCAAGCACAUGUCAGAAUUUUUAAAUCCUUUCUACAAAAAAUCUUAUGAGCAUCAAGAACCUGUGAUAAUGCCUAAUACUAGUCCACAAUGUGUGAAAUUUUGGGCCGGAAUGUAUAAUAGAUAUGAGAAUGGUAUCCAUCCUCGUGAGAAUAUUGUUGAUAUAUUAAGUUCUGCUAGUGACCAUUGUGCUUCCUUAGAAGAUCAUGUUCAGCUCUUAGAAAAGAGAAUAACACAAGUCUGUAAGUUAUUAGGUAAACCAGAUCAGGUGAUUGAAAAGAAAUUAAAUGGCUUCCUGUCUACCGAAUCAUUGGACCAAGUUAGUGAUGACAACAACGACUUACCCUUAAAAAUAAACAAAGAACUUAUCAUCAACGGUGACACGGAUAAACAACAAAGUGACGGGGAAUCGACAGAAAAAGAUAUUAUAAAUAGCAACAAGAAAAGUGACUCGGAGUCAGGGUUUGAUGAAAUGUCUAAAUCAGUUCCUGAGGAUUUGAAUAUUAACAUGACAUUACCAGGUAUAGAUGAUUGUCGGACUAUGGAUUCUAGCAUGACACGCUCGGCAAGCGCUGAGCAGCUUAAUUUGGACUAUUUAGUUUUAGAACUGACAAGUGUUGCUCUGGAUUGGAAGUCCUUCAGAAAUGUACAUAACUGCUCAUGUGCUUCUCCCUUUGACCGCUUUACCAAAAAGUUCCAUUGUUGGAAAUGCGGUGACGUGUUCUGCACACGAUGUAUUGCCAAGAACAUACCAUUACCUGGACAUUAUACCAAACGACCGGUACCAGUUUGUCGACCAUGUUAUAAGGACAUUCGACACUCGCCUUCCAUGGAAUUUUCUCCACCAAUCAACAACACAAGCUAACCACUGUCUUUUGUGAUAUUUUUAGUAACUAGUCUUAACAUACAAAAAAAUAUGAUGUAUAUAAUAUAGUCUAUGAAGUAGAAACAAGCUUUUGAAGAAUCAGUCAUUCCAUAUUUAUAAUCAUAAUUUAUAAAUUAUUUGGUUCAAAUGAAUUUUAUUAAAGGUGUUGAAUUAUCUCCCUUUGUUUACGUUUUGUUAUGAUAUUAUUAAGGUUUUGUUUAAUGACCAAGACAAGUUUGCUCCUAUAUUAUAGAUAAAGACUUUUCAAAGGGUUAUUUAUUCUUUGAAUCUACACUUUUCUUGUCUACAGCAUGGUUUAGUGUGACCUAUUAAGAACAAAAACUUGCCUCGGGUACAUGGAAUUCUUUUUUUUUUUCAUGAGGAUGUCAAAACCAAUAUUUUUAUUGUCAUAUUAUGCAAGCACAUGUUUUCAGAAUAAGUUUUCAGUUUACGUCUCCUUAGGAAUUUUAAAACAAGGUCUAAACUGGAGUUGAAAUUUUUAUCAGUAAAAGAAGUACAUGAUACAUAAAGUUGACUCAUUGGCAAUUAUACCACAUCUUCUUAUUUUUCUAAACCCUUUAAUAAAUACAGUUGUCUUAUUCUAAAUUUGGUGUCAUGUUGAAUUCAAGACUAUCUUCUGCCUUUAGGAUUUGAAUUUAGAAUUAUACAAGGUAUAGCAAAGUCCCAUAAUGAGAUGAUAAAACUUAAGAAUAAGGCUAUAGUUCCUAUGCCAAAUAAACAUCAUCUUCGCUAGCCAAGGGUUACGAUCCACUCCCGCUCUCUUCACCCUUGGUGGAUUGAGCCAACACUUGUGAUAACAAUGAUGCGCCAUCUAUCGGAAGAUAAAAAUCAUGCCAAUACCGAAUACAUUAGUCUUGACCAAUGGUAGCACUUGAACUCUUCAAUUUGGAGGUAAAAACA